Onychomys torridus (southern grasshopper mouse) is the source of this 3575-nucleotide messenger RNA. It is a transcript of the gene Mapk14, whose product is annotated as mitogen-activated protein kinase 14. The transcript is spliced from 12 exons. The coding region runs from base 353 to 1435 and encodes 360 amino acids. Gene Ontology annotation, molecular function: ATP binding; MAP kinase activity. The record is from RefSeq and is a predicted model, not a curated record. NCBI's taxonomy places the organism in Eukaryota, Metazoa, Chordata, Mammalia, Rodentia, Cricetidae. Gene Ontology annotation, biological process: protein phosphorylation; p38MAPK cascade. Gene Ontology annotation, cellular component: cytoplasm; nucleus.
CUGUUCUCGCGAGAGUUCUGCGAGAGGUUCCCGGUCGUUGCCUGGAGGAUCGCGGCCACAGGAGCCCGAGCGGGCGCUGGAGCGCGAGCGGCGGUCGGGCGAGCAAGCGUCCGGCCCGGGGAGCGGCUGCGGGGGGACGGCGGCGGGAGCAAGCUCGAGCCGCACAGCCGCCGGCUCCCGCGCGUUGCCGAGGCUCGUCGGAGCCGCCGCGGCUGACAGGGGCCGCGCGCCGGGGGGUCGCAGCCUCGGCACGGGCGCGGGCGGCGGGCGAGCGGGCGCAGAGGAGAGCGUGCGGCUGCAGGCAGGGGCCCCCCGCUCGGCCACCUCCUCGCCCCGCGGCCGCCGCUGGAAGAUGUCUCAGGAGAGGCCCACGUUCUACCGGCAGGAGCUGAACAAGACCAUCUGGGAGGUGCCCGAGCGGUACCAGAACCUGUCCCCGGUGGGCUCGGGCGCCUAUGGCUCGGUGUGUGCUGCUUUUGAUACGAAGACGGGACAUCGUGUGGCAGUGAAGAAGCUCUCGAGACCGUUUCAGUCCAUCAUUCAUGCCAAAAGGACCUACAGGGAGCUGCGCCUGCUGAAGCACAUGAAACACGAGAAUGUCAUCGGUCUGUUGGACGUGUUUACACCCGCAAGGUCCCUGGAGGAAUUCAACGAUGUGUACCUGGUGACCCAUCUCAUGGGGGCAGACCUGAACAACAUCGUGAAGUGUCAGAAGCUUACUGAUGACCACGUUCAGUUCCUCAUCUACCAGAUCCUCCGAGGGCUGAAGUAUAUACACUCAGCUGACAUCAUUCACAGGGACCUAAAGCCUAGUAACCUAGCUGUGAACGAAGACUGUGAGCUGAAGAUUCUGGAUUUCGGGCUGGCUCGGCAUACUGACGACGAGAUGACCGGCUAUGUGGCUACCAGGUGGUACAGGGCGCCUGAGAUCAUGCUCAACUGGAUGCACUACAACCAGACAGUGGAUAUUUGGUCCGUGGGCUGCAUCAUGGCUGAGCUGUUGACUGGAAGAACGCUGUUUCCUGGUACAGACCAUAUUAACCAGCUUCAGCAGAUAAUGCGUCUGACGGGGACACCCCCUGCUUAUCUCAUUAACAGGAUGCCAAGCCACGAGGCAAGAAACUACAUUCAGUCCCUAGCCCAGAUGCCGAAGAUGAACUUUGCGAAUGUGUUUAUUGGCGCCAACCCCCUGGCUGUGGACCUGCUGGAAAAGAUGCUUGUUUUGGACUCAGAUAAGAGGAUCACAGCAGCCCAAGCCCUGGCACAUGCCUACUUUGCUCAGUACCAUGACCCUGAUGAUGAGCCUGUGGCUGACCCCUACGACCAGUCCUUUGAAAGCAGGGACCUCCUUAUAGAUGAGUGGAAAAGCCUGACGUACGAUGAAGUCAUCAGCUUUGUGCCACCGCCCCUUGACCAAGAAGAAAUGGAGUCCUGAAAACCUGGUUUCUGUUCUGUCGAUCCCACUUCACUGUGAGGGGAAGGCCUUUUCAUGGGAACUCUCCAGAUAUCAUUCAAGUGCCUCUUGUUCAAAGAUCCUUCAUGGUGGAAGGGGGUGCAUGUAUCCACAUAGUGUGUGUGUGUGCGUGUGUGCGUGUGUGCGUGUGUGUGUGUGUGUGUCUGUCUGUCUGUCUGUCUUUGUGGGUGGUAGUCACUGUGAUAGCAGUGACUUCGUGAGUCGUGAAUGCUCCAUGGCAGCCUCUGCCUGCUUUCUCAGAGUCUGGGCAGGCAGAUGGGAACUGCUAUCUUGUUAGGGAUGUAUUAAGUGCAAAGUAAGAAAUAUUAAAAUAUCCCUGUUCCCAGUUACACUUUUGCCCUGCCUUUCCCACACACCACAGUGGUACAAAGAGGCUGUGUCCUCGUGUCCCGUGUGUGUCCCCCAUCCCUCCCCCUGCCCCCACUCCACCCCCUGCUCCCCGCCAUGCAGACAGCCGAAGAGGACCUGGGCUCUUGCCUGUGAUUGGCUUACUUGCUAAGGUGGUCCUCAGAGCCUGACAGGUGUGUUCACAGCUGUCAGUCAGUUUGUGCCUUAAAAGGAAAAGGACGCAUAGAUAGUCACAGAACCGCAGCUGCUGACGUUCUGAGCCAGGCGAGUGCACAAGGCUGUUGGGUGGCCAGUGGUGAGCUGGAAGAAACCAGGCAGCCUUUGGGGAGGCUGUGUGUGUGUGUGUGUGUGUGUGUGUGUGUGUGUGUGUGUGUGUCUGUCCACCUGCCCUCCCUCUCCUAGGAGUGAGUGGUAUCCAUGCUUACCCUUCACCUCAGUGCAGAGGUCUCCAGUGCCGGGCGCAGGUUCCCGCCGUCACCCGCUUCCUGUGUGCUCUUCACAUGUAGCAGAGUGCAGGUGUUUGCAUGCCAUGCUCUUGGAGCUGCACAGCCCAUGUCUGUCCUUGGGAAGCCCAGGCCGGCACGUGAAGACUUCUGGCGGUUCUAGUCCACGUUGCCUCAGCUGAUGCUGUGGGCAGGCUACUGCCUCCUCACUCCAGCGCUACGUUGUGUUGAACACGCUGAUCCUCCAGGUGCUGUGGUGCAAGGAUACAUGGGACGGACAGAGCACCUGAACUCUUGCUUGCUGUCUGACCGUCACCAGUUCCAGGGAAGGAGGCCUCUCCUGAGAAUGUCCCCAGCCCUGAAAAUCAUGUUCUCCUCACUCGUGAUAACCAGCUAAGAAAUGCUGAACCACAGUGAGGACCAGAGGCUCGUGAGGCUGGGGCUCCUUUCUCUGUCCUUCUCAGAGUAGAGUUGUUAAGAACAAAACCGUGAGUCAGUGGCGCCUCUCCUCAGAAGGGUCCUCCCAGAAGCUAGACACUGACUGGUUCUCGGUCUUGGUGUUGAUUAGGGAGAAACAAUUUUGUCUUGGAAUUUUGUAUGUUGUAGGAAUCCUUAGAGAAUGUGAUUCCUUCUGAUGGGGAGAAAGGGCAAAUUAUUUUAAUGUUUUGUAUUUUCACCUUUAUAAAGAUGAAAUCCUCAGGGGUGAAGAACUGUUUGCAUAAUUUUCUGAAUUUUGGGCACUUUGUGCUAUAUGAGGACCCAUAUAUUUAAGCCUUUUGUGUAGUAAGAAAAUGUAAAGCCAAUUCCAGUGUUGGCCGUGACAGGUCUUGUAUUUAGGUCAAGGUGUCUCCAUUCUCUGUCAGUGCAGGGACGCAUGCUCCAGGCAAGCAGGGUAGGACCCCAGAUCAUCCAGGGCCCAGAAGGAAGCAGACUGGCCAGGCUUUGCCACCUCAGUAUGCAAUUCGGCUCCUCGCCAACCCAGCAAGAUGCGUUCUAGUGGCCGUGUCUGGUUAUGAAGGCAAGUGUGAUUUCCAACAGAAUUCUGCUCGGAUUACUUUAUUGAAGAUGUCUUUGCACAUGUGACCAUGCUGUGUUAAGAGGCCAUGCUCCAGGGCCCGGACUCACUGGAGCUGGCCGAAGAGCUCCUGGCAUCCAUAGCCAAAUGCUGCCAUCUCCAGUUUCUCUACCAGAAGACAAUGGAAUGAGGGAACUGCUGUUUUGUUUGUAUUCAUGAACGUGGCUGUAGUUCCAGAUGCCAUAGGAUGUCAGACAAUACCACUGGUUAAAAUAAAGCCUAUUUUUCAAAUUCA